CGUUUCCUGUCAGACAGCGUGAACUGUUAACUCAGACUUUGGACUUUUAAUCUGGCAAACAAGUGAGCAAACAUUUGGAUAAAGACCAUGUCAAAGGCCAGGAGGACAGUGGGACGGACGAGUCCUGCGAUGACUUCACAGACCUCAACCUGUCUCACUGCUUCAUGGGAACCAGCCUGUACGUCCGGCUGCUGCUCUACACCCGCUCCAACCUCGACUGCGGCCGUGAGCUCAACCACCACAACCUGUCCUCCCAGCCUCUCUUCAACCUCUCCCACCCCACCGCCUUCGUCAUCCACGGCUACCGGCCCACCGGAGCGCCCCCCAUCUGGAUAAACCACUUGGUUCACCUGCUGGCCGAGCAGGAGGACAUGAAUAUUAUCGUGGUGGACUGGAACAGAGGGGCGGCCAACCUCAACUACUUCACCGCUGUGGCCUACACGAGCGAGGCAGCUCACAACCUCACCGGCUUCAUCAUGACUAUGCAGGAGGAAGGAGCGUCUCUGAGCUCGGUUCACCUCAUCGGUGUCAGUCUAGGAGCUCACCUGGCUGGAUAUGUAGGAGCAAAUCUGAAGGGGAAGAUUGGACGCAUCACUGGUCUGGACCCAGCGGGGCCGAUGUUCACCAGCGCCACACCAGAGGAUAGGCUGGACCCCUCAGACGCCAUGUUUGUGGACGUACUUCACACUGACAUGGACUCGUUUGGACUGAGAGGAGCCCAUGGUCAUAUUGACUUCUACGCAAACGGUGGAGCAGACCAACCAGGGUGUCCCAAAACCAUCUUUGCAGGUAAAUCUUAUUUUGUGUGUGACCACCAGCGCUCGGUGUUUCUGUUCUUGUGCACUCUGAACCGAACCUGCAGCCUCACAGGUUACCCCUGCUCGUCUUACAGCGACUUCCUGGAUGGGCGGUGUAUGCAGUGUGAGGCCUUUAAACCUGCACCCUGUCCUGUGCUUGGUUAUGAUGUCAGCCAGUGGAGGGAGACUCUGCUGAAGCUCGGACAGACCAAAGUCUUCUUCAGCACCACGGCCACGCUGCCCUACCGGAAGCUGAGCUACAGAGUGGACAUGGUGACCUGGAACCAGUACCUCCGCUGGGCGUUCGUCUACAUCCGGCUGCACAGUGGCAGAAACUUCACAGAGGCGCGAAUAGACAAUAAACUGAUCCGGUUCGAGCAGUACACCUCCACGCGGCUGCUGGCCCAGUUUGAUGAGGAUCUGCAGCAAGUCCAGAAGAUCUCUAUACGCAUCAACACCGGCAACGUGAUCGGCCCUCGUUAUAAAAUCAGACUCCUGCAAAUUCGCUUCACGCCACUGGACCGCCCUGAGAGGCCUAUAAUGUGCCGUUUUGACAUCAUCAUGGACGAGAACACAGAGGUGACGUUUCGGCCUUUACCCUGCAACUCUCACCUCUGACUCCCGGACCAGUCAGGCUUCUUCUUCUAUGGAAACACAUCUAACUCACCCGAGUCCAGAGGUGUAGGUGCUACAGGGUCUCCAGGACCAGAGUGGACCUCAAGGGGCCCCACGGGAGAAGCUGCAGGCCUGGUGCUGUGGAUAACGCUGGGUUAUUUGAAAGUCAACAUGUUACGCGUGAUUGGAGCCGCGUCUCUGCUGGUACUGAUGGGAUUUGGGGAAAGCUGAUACGAGUGACUCCUGUUAUGCUGUGAGGUCUGGAAACACAGCAACAAGAUAUGCAACGAGAUUCUGGAAACAGCUGCCUCAGUCAGAAGAGACUUGAGUCGCGGUGAGAUCGGUUCUCUUCAUGCAUCUCUGACUCUACCUGUAACUGCAGUGAAACUAUCAGUACUACAAAUACAUAUCUCAUGUUCAGUUUAUGCUGACUGCAGCAAACUAAAUGUCACACGAUACACAAGUGACUCUCUGGUUGUCCCACAAGAAGUAUUCAGACACUUUACUUAAGUAAAAGUACUAAUACCAGACUGUUAAAAUACUCCAUUACAAGUAAAAGGCCUGCGUUGAAAACCUUAUGUAGUAUGUAAGUAUUAUCAGUUAAAUUUACUUCAUCACAAGUAAAAGUACUCAUAAUGCAGUAAAAUCUUCCUGUCGGUGUUUCUCCAUUAUAUCUGAUGUUUCUGAAUUAAUAUUCUUGCUGCAUUAAUGUGUAUGAUGCAAUUUACUACUGUAGAUGUUAAAGGUUGAGCUCAUCAAUCUGCAGCAAUGCAUCAUGGUCUAUAAGAUCAUCACGUGUUUGACGCUGUCCUGCGAGAACCACGUACUUCUAAAUUAAGACCCUGUGAGGCUGAAACUUUUAAACUAUUACAUGCUGGAUUAAGACUUUACGAGGCUUUGACAUUUUCUCCUCCUGCUCUGCCUAACAGUGCUCAAAGAGCAUUUUCUUUUCUGUGAGCAUGUUUUUUGUAUUAAGGCUCUCUAGAUUUAGAUUUUUUUUAAGCUUGUGUGAAAAAUUGGGUCAUGUACUCUCCUGUGUGUGUUUACCUGAACACCAAUUACUCAAUGUGAAAAUGUAUUUAAAUAAGCUCUCAUGCUUCAGUUUGCAAGACUGGAAAACCUUUUUGAAGUUUAUUGUUUGUCCUACAAAAGAGAUGUGAAAUCUUUUAACUUCCUUCCUUUGAUCAGUUUCAGUGCAGUUACAAAGAUGACAAGAAAUGCAGCUUCUUUUCUCUCUGUGCCUUGUUACAGCAGUCCUAAAGUCCCUCAAGUACUUUAAAAAGUAGUUUUACUCUUUGUACUCAAGUAAGAAGUAAUCACUUAGUGGGGUUGUGACUCCAGGCUUAAAGCUGCUAACUCAACAGUGAUGCUGCUAUGACGUUUGUACACAUAUUUAACCAGUCAUAAGCUGUUAUACUACAGUAAUUUUAUUCUGAAAGUAACUUGUGAAUUUAGUAGCUUAAAAAAAAGAACCAAUGGUUUAGUUUAAUUCAUCUUUUAGGGACUUGAGUGUCAGUAGAUGUAUCAUGUUGUGACAUAACUGAGCAGCCAAUUCAAAGAUUUCCUCUGAAGUGUAACUCCUGAAUAAUGUAUCAUGUGUUAAAAAACCUAAACUGUAAUGUGUUGUCUUUUUUAUUAUGUAUUUUCACCCAGCGUUUGAAAUAAAUAUUAAUUUGACAAAAGCAGA
Messenger RNA from Micropterus salmoides (largemouth bass), 3099 nucleotides. Its product is annotated as lipase member H-like. Bases 165 to 1415 code for a protein of 416 amino acids. Gene Ontology annotation, biological process: lipid metabolic process. Gene Ontology annotation, molecular function: lipase activity; carboxylic ester hydrolase activity. The transcript is spliced from 10 exons. Lineage: Eukaryota; Metazoa; Chordata; Actinopteri; Centrarchiformes; Centrarchidae. The record is from RefSeq and is a predicted model, not a curated record.